Molecule: messenger RNA, 606 nt
Organism: Australozyma saopauloensis
Lineage: Eukaryota; Fungi; Ascomycota; Pichiomycetes; Serinales; Metschnikowiaceae
Gene: SEC72
Product: Sec63 complex subunit
Exons: 1
Coding region: 1-606 (201 amino acids)
Molecular function (GO): Hsp90 protein binding
Source: RefSeq, a predicted model, not a curated record
AUGGAGGUCGAUCUUCGAUAUGACGCCAAAAUCAAAGGCUUAGCCAUCAAAAACGGCCCAGAACACGUGGACCCACAACUCCAACUCGAGCUUGAACAACUCAACACCAUCUGCACUGAACUCAUUGGUAUCACGGACGCUGUGCCAUCACCUCCAACACCAGAGAACUUCAACAAGGACAUGUCGCGUAUGAUCAGCAAGCUUUACGAGGGUGGUGUCCAAGCUUUCAAGAACGGCAAGAUCCAGGAUUCCGAAAAGCAAUUCACAAUUGCCAUUGAGGUCAUCAACCGUAGAAACAAGUUUGAGGCGUUCCAGGGUACUCUUCAGGAGCUCGGAAUCUUGCUCAUGGCACGCGCAGACACAUACUUGGCAGGCAAGAAAUACGUCAAGGCCUUCAAUGACGCUGAUUUGUUGAUUGGGUUGAUGAUGUGCACGCCCGACAACUUCUUACGUAGAGGUGUGGCCAACUACUUCUUGGAGAACUACGAGGAUGCACGCGCUGACUUCCAGCGCGGGUUGGCUUUUGACCCAAACAAUGAGAAGCUCUUGGCUGAGUUGAACAACGUCUUGGAUAAGAUCUUGGACGAAAAUGGAGACUACUUGUAG